CAAAAAAAAGUCAAGAAUGUUAAACAAAAAAUGAAAUUGUUCCGAGCCAACGAGCCCUUAAAGAGUGUUCUAAUGUGGGGUAUUAAUUAUUCAUAUUCCACUCUCGACCAUGUCAAACCACGUGCGAUGCUCCUAAAAGAUGACUUUAAAUCCUAUUUCAAAGUCAAAGUCAACCAUCAUUUAUUUAAUAAAGAGAAUAUGCCUGGCAGGUUCAAAUUCAAGGAGUAUUGUCCGUUGGUAUUUAAAAACCUCCGCGACCGUUUCUUCGUUGAUAAAACUGAUUAUUGGGAUGCAUUUACUCGUUGUCAGCCUCUCUGGGAUUCUAUGCGCGGAAAAUCUGGUUCAAAAUUUCUGGUGACUCAAAAUAGACAAUUUGUGGUUAAAACAAUUAGUUCGGAAGAGGUAGAGCAGAUGCAUCAUAUGAUAGAAAACUACCACGAGGUCAGUUAA
Molecule: messenger RNA, 450 nt
Organism: Protopolystoma xenopodis
Lineage: Eukaryota; Metazoa; Platyhelminthes; Monogenea; Polystomatidea; Polystomatidae
Source: the annotation of a GenBank genome assembly